This is a messenger RNA of Suillus subaureus, 1435 nucleotides long. RefSeq lists its product as uncharacterized. Gene Ontology annotation, molecular function: flavin adenine dinucleotide binding; monooxygenase activity. The annotation marks the transcript as partial. NCBI's taxonomy places the organism in Eukaryota, Fungi, Basidiomycota, Agaricomycetes, Boletales, Suillaceae. The transcript is spliced from 10 exons. The record is from RefSeq and is a predicted model, not a curated record.
CAUGUGUUGUUGUUAGCUUGCUGGCCCGGUCCGUAUGCCAGAUUUGAUUGCCAGCAAUGGUUUGUUGCUCAAGUACAGUCAACUCGUGACCUAGCACUACUAGUACUGUCCAUUAAUUGGGCACACAGUGUCAUGCCACUCAGACUGGCCGAGUUAUUGAUGCUGGUGGGAAAACACAAGUGAAACAUGGCUUCAGAGGACCUUCACGCAAUCUCCGCUGACUGGCUCAAAAGCCUAGAGGUCGCGUCGUCCACUGGAGACGUUAUUUCAUUUAUGAGUCAUUUCCUUUCGGACGGGUGGCUCAGAGGUCAAACACUAUCGAGUCUGGAAAAAAUACGCGGAUUUCUCUCGGAGGUUGUUGAUGGGAAGUCGCGACUUGAGCGUUCUAGUCUUCGUGACUUCAAGAUAGACGAUCACACUAUCAAUGCGCCUUCACCAUUCAAGUUACCAGGUUCACAAGGCAUUGAAGGAGUACAAAGCGCUUUCACCUUUAGCAUUACGAACCCAGCUGCACUCGGACGAGGUUUCUUCCGUCUGACGCAAGAUGUCGAUGGGAAGUGGAAGGCUUUAACUCUUUUCACAAACAUGCAGGACCUCGUCGGGUACGAGGAGUCUUUCACAGACCAACAUGGCCUAUACGAGGGUCGAACAAUAACUUGGGAGGAGGAUGUCGAUACAAAAUUCCGUGCUAUCGAGGCCGACCCCACUGUUCUGAUCGUUGGUGGUGGACAAUCUGGCCUUAUGUGUGCAGCGCGGCUGCGUAGGUUGGGGAUCCGUGCACUUAUAAUCGAGAAAAAUGUGCGUGUCGGAGACUGCUGGCGACAACGGUACCCAAACCUUACGCUGCAUACUCCCGCGUACCAAAGCUCCAUCCUUUACAAUCCCUAUCCGACAAACUUCCCGAAGUACAUUCCUAAGGGAAAACUUGCCAAUUUCCUGGAAUCAUACGCUGUUAAUCAGGAAUUGUGUAUCUGGCUCUCCAGUACGAUGACCUCAAUUCCAAUGUACGACUCAUUAUCCGCAAGAUGGACUGUAGAAGUACAGCAUGGAGAUCAGAAAGUAAUCCUCAAUCCAAAGUAUCUGGUCCUUGCCACAGGAAGCGGGAGCCCUCACAUUCCUACCUGGAAUGGAAUGGAUGGAUUCCAAGGAACCUGGUAUCAUUCCGACUUCCAUAAAGAUGCAGAGCAGUUCCGAGGCAAACGUGUCGUCGUUGUAGGUGCGGGCAAUGCUAGUGGGGAUAUAUGUCAAGAUUUUGUAGCACAUGGUGCCGCUGAGGUAACAUUGGUCCAAAGAAGCGCUACAUGCGUUGUAUCCUCUGCUGCCAUGGAGAAAACUCGUUUUAAGCAGUCUUACCCCAUCAACACCCCUAUCGAGGAACUGGAUCUCCGCAGCAAUUCAAUGCCUCUAGCCUUCUCCCUACAACUGACAAAAUCAG